UCCGGUACGGCAAUUGCCCCUGGGCGCUGGCCAACAAGCGUCGCAAUCUGCGAAACAACCUGGACCCAACGGAAGAACGCCUCCGCUGGGGUCAUUACUUGUGGAUGCAGGUCUGAUUGCCAUGCAGUUACCGGCUUCGCAGUGAUGAGUGACCCAAGCACCGGCCCGCAAAACAAAUGUCCGCCAAGUAGGCUGGCUAGUGGGUACAACCUCAAGCUGAGAAUCGUGAGUUAUAAAGGUGGGAUGCUUUGCCGUUCUUCUAAUAUCCAAGCCUCGACUUGACAUUCAUUCACCCUUCCAACUUCAGUCUCUCUUUUCAAAGCAAACUGUGUUUGCAUCCAUUCAUUUCUGCAUCUAUCUACUAGACAAUGAAGUUCUCCAUCUUUACCGCCGUUGCGGCGCUUGCUGGCUCAGCGUUCGGUGCUGAUGCUGUUAAGGGCGCUGCUGAGGGUUUCGCCAAGGGCGUUACUGGUGGUGGCUCUGCUGCCCCCGUCUACCCUUCCACCACUGCCCAGCUCAUCAGCUACCUCGCUGAUGCUUCCCCCCGUGUCAUUGUCUUGACCAAGACCUUCGACUUCACUGGAACUGAGGGCACCUCUACCUCUGCUGGCUGCGCUCCCUGGGGAACUGCCAGCAACUGCCAGAAGGCCAUCAACAAGGACAACUGGUGCGGCAACUACCAGCCCAACGCCCCUAAGGUCUCUGGCCUCAAGUACGACAAUGCCGGUGUUCUCGGUAUGACCGUUAAGAGCAACAAGUCUUUGAUCGGUCAGGGCUCCAAGGGUGUCAUCAAGGGCAAGGGUAUCCGCAUGGUCUCCGGCGUCAAGAACAUCAUCGUCCAGAACGUCCGCUUCACUGAUAUCAACCCUCAGUACGUCUGGGGUGGUGAUGCCAUCACCAUCGACGGUGCCGACCUUAUCUGGAUCGACCACGUCACCACCGACCUGAUCUCCCGCCAGCACAUUGUCCUCGGUAACGGUGCCUCCGGCCGUGUCACCAUCUCCAACAACGAGAUCAACGGUGCCUCCUCGUGGUCUGCUACCUGCGACGGUCGCCACUACUGGGGCCUGUACUUCACCGGUUCCUCCGACACCGUCACCUUCAAGAACAACUACGUCCACCACACCUCCGGCCGCUCCCCCAAGGUUGCUGGCAACACCCUCCUCCACGCCGUCAACAACUACUUCUACGCCAUUGCUCACGCUUUCGAGGCUGACUCCGGCGCCCAGAUCGUUGCUGAGGGCAACGUCUUCCAGAACGUUGACCAGCCUGCUCAGGCCGGUCUUCCUGGUAAGGUCUUUGCUUCCGGCUCCAACAACGCUGCUUGCAAGGCUUACCUUGGCCACAACUGCGAGAUGAACGCCUACGGUACCUCCGGCACCCUUGCCGGCACUGACACCAGCAUGCUCGCCAACUUCAAGGGCAAGAACAUUGCUUCUGCCUCCACCGCCGCCGUUGCCAAGAACGUUGUCAACACCGCUGGUUUCGGACGCAUCUAAGCUACUCGCCCGUUUUGAGCGAUAGCUGGGAGGGCUGCAAGUCCUGGUCGCUAGACGACGCUGUAGAUAACUUCAUUCUCUGUACAUACAUUAGACUUCUAUAUACCACCUUACUUGUUCUUCAACAUCACUCCUAGACUUCUUUCUCUCCACGUGAGCUACGAAACCAUGCGAAUUUGAACCGAGCGACAACCUUGCAG
Messenger RNA from Boeremia exigua, 1699 nucleotides. RefSeq names its product pectin lyase A precursor. The coding region runs from base 369 to 1499 and encodes 376 amino acids. The record is from RefSeq and is a predicted model, not a curated record. Gene Ontology annotation, molecular function: pectate lyase activity. The transcript has a single exon. Lineage: Eukaryota; Fungi; Ascomycota; Dothideomycetes; Pleosporales; Didymellaceae.